AUGAGCUCAUCACCGUUAAGGAAUCCUACGUCCGCCGAACCACCACCAUCGACUGAUGCGGUGGUGGAGGGCUCCUCGAAGAAGGUGAGGAAACCUUAUACCAUCACCAAGUCUAGGGAGAGCUGGACAGAGGAAGAGCACGAUAAGUUUCUUGAAGCGCUUCAACUGUUUGAUCGUGACUGGAAGAAGAUAGAAGAUUUCGUGGGUUCCAAGACUGUGAUUCAGAUAAGGAGUCAUGCUCAAAAAUACUUUCUAAAGGUUCAGAAAAAUGGGACACUAGCACAUGUGCCACCUCCUCGGCAUAAGCGCAAAGCAGCUCAUCCAUAUCCUCAGAAAGCAUCUAAGAACGCUCAACUGCAACUUCAAGUUUCAACUUCUUGGGAUGACGCAUCAAUGCUGCUAAACAGAGUUAUUUCACCAAAGCAAGAACUUGCUACUCUUCGUGGAGCACAAGCUGAUAUUGGACCAAAGGGUAUAUUAAAUGUUAGUAGCCCUUCGACAUCUGGUAUGGGAAGCUCAAACCGAACAUUAUCAAGUUCUGAGAUUGUAGCAAAACAACCUCCAGUGCUUCAUGGCGUUCCUGAUUUUUCUGAAGUUUAUAGCUUCAUAGGAAGUGUAUUUGAUCCUGAAACGAGAGGCCAUGUGGAAAAGCUUAAGGAAAUGGAUCCUAUAAAUUUUGAGACUGUUCUGUUAUUGAUGAGGAACCUCGCAGUUAACUUAUCAAACCCUGAGUUCGAAUCCGCUAGGAAAGUUUUCUCGUCAUAUGAGGUGAACACCGAUCUCCCAAGCGUUACCACUGGUUCCUUUGGCCAGAACUCAACAAGCAACAAAUCAUAUUAA
This is a messenger RNA of Eruca vesicaria subsp. sativa (arugula), 840 nucleotides long. NCBI's taxonomy places the organism in Eukaryota, Viridiplantae, Streptophyta, Magnoliopsida, Brassicales, Brassicaceae. The record is from the annotation of a GenBank genome assembly.